AUGAGCAGGAGCAGGGCGCCGCUGGUGGUCUUCACGCUCCUCAUGGCCCUGGUCGCGCUGGCGGAGGAGGUGGCCAGCAAGAACAAGAACCGAGGUCGAGGUAGCAUGUGGUGGGGGAUCGCCAAGGCGGGAGAGCCCAACAACCUGCUGCCCCACUCGCCGGGCGCGCUGCGCGUGGACCCGGCCGUGCACGCCACGCUGAGGCGCAAGCAGCGGCGCCUGGCGCGCGAGAACCCGGGCGUGCUGGUGGCCGUGGCGCGCGGCGCCAACCAGGCCGUGCUCGAGUGCCAGCACCAGUUCCGCGACCGCCGCUGGAACUGCUCCACGCGCAACUUCCUGCGCGGCAAGAACCUCUUCGGCAAGAUCGUGGACCGGGGUUGCCGCGAGACGGCCUUCAUCUACGCCAUCACGAGCGCCGGGGUGACGCACGCGGUGGCGCGCGCCUGCAGCGAAGGCAGCAUCGAGUCGUGCACGUGCGACUACAGCCACCAGGUGCGCUCGCCCAACGCCGCCCCCAGCAGCGCCGCCGCCGCCGCCGGGGGCGUGCGCGACUGGGAGUGGGGCGGCUGCUCCGACAACAUCGGCUUCGGCUUCAAGUUCUCGCGGGAGUUCGUGGACACGGGCGAGAAGGGCCGGAACCUGCGGGAGAAGAUGAACCUGCACAACAACGAGGCCGGCCGAGCGCACGUGUCCUCCAACAUGAGGCAGGAGUGCAAGUGCCACGGCAUGUCCGGCUCGUGCACUGUCAAGACGUGCUGGAUGCGUCUGCCGAGCUUCCGGCUGGUGGGCGACAACCUCAAGGACCGCUUCGACGCCGCCUCGCUCGUGAUGGUCAGCAACGCCGGCAGCCUGCGCGGCCAGCCCGGCGGGGGCAAGCGGAAGAGGUACAGCUUCCAGCUGCAGCCGUACAACCCGGACCACAAGCCCCCGGGGGUGAAGGACCUUGUGUACCUGGAGGCCUCACCCGGGUUCUGCGAGCGGAACCCCCGCCUCGGCAUCCAGGGCACGCACGGCCGGCGCUGCAACGACACGUCAAUCGGCGUGGACGGCUGCGACCUCAUGUGCUGCGGCCGGGGGCACCGCACCCAGGAGGUGGUGGUCGUCGAGAGGUGCGCGUGCACCUUCCACUGGUGCUGCGAGGUCAAGUGCAAGCUCUGCCGCACCAAAAAGACCGUGCACACGUGCUUGUGA
Messenger RNA from Bacillus rossius redtenbacheri, 1191 nucleotides. It is a transcript of the gene wg, whose product is annotated as protein wingless. Lineage: Eukaryota; Metazoa; Arthropoda; Insecta; Phasmatodea; Bacillidae. The record is from RefSeq and is a predicted model, not a curated record. Gene Ontology annotation, cellular component: extracellular region. Gene Ontology annotation, molecular function: frizzled binding; cytokine activity. The transcript has 4 exons. The coding region runs from base 1 to 1191 and encodes 396 amino acids. Gene Ontology annotation, biological process: cell fate commitment; canonical Wnt signaling pathway; multicellular organism development.